UCUAGAAGAAGCACAUUAGCAUUUUUUUUCUCACUAGUACUUCUAGUAGUACGUUCUUAAAGGAUUUGAUGAGUCAAAGAGGUAAAGCUCCCAACUUCAUGAACAACAAAGAGGCAGGAGGAACUUUCCCAAUAAUCUAGAUCCACUUGUUGUGUAUAGUAAGCUACUUCAUCUUUUAGUGACUAAUUUGAAUUUGUGUAGAGUGUCAUUGAUCCCUGAAGAUUGGCCCCUUCAUCUUCUUCUUCGCAGACGCUAAAUUGUGAUUCUAAAAACUACUUUUUAGCUCAAAAUAGAAUAUGGCAUCCACCGACAAGGAUGAUGCGGCACCAGCCGCAGACGUCGAGGAAUACCCCAACUUCGAGCUAGCACAAUGGAAAGCCAAGUACCUGCGGGAUCGAGAUCCACAAGCCUUGGAGAAAAUAAUAGCGCAGGUGAAGAAGGAUAGAAUGGUCUCUUUUUAUGUGGAAUUCUGUGCAGAGGCGAACGUCACGAGAGACGAAAAACUCGUAAAAGAGAUGGAGAAGGAGAAGGACGAGAAGGUACACAGCUUAGUUUUUGAAACACACCUGAUGUUGCAGCUUUCCCGUCAUUUGUUCAUGGAGGUAGUUCUAUGCAUCUACAGAUAGCUCUAGCACCGUUCGCCUCACCAGGCAUUGACAUCUUCAUGUUGCUAAUACUUAAUUCAAAUUGUUCUCUCAACAUCACCUCUUCUUCAAAAACAGUUAACCACCUUCGCCGCAACGCUGAAAGACGCAGAGGAAAACCUUGGAGACGUUGAGGUGAAAAACGCUCUGCUUGCCAAGGCAGAAUUUUUGAACAAGAUCGGGGAUAUGACAGCAGCAUUAGAGGCAUACUCAAAGGCGUUUGAAAAAACAGUGGGCAUCGGAGGCCGCAUGGACAAUAUCCUCAGUUCAUUGCGAAUAGCGCUAUUUUUCUCAGACGUAGACAAAAUCAAAGAAUAUUUGGCGAAGGGGAAGGAGGAGCUGAAGAAAGGUAAUUUGAUUUGUCUCUUGUUUCUUGAAUAUUACCUAGGUAGGACUUGUUUGUUGAAUACCUCGAUAUUAUCGAGUCGAUAAUGAAGAAGAAGAUAAUCCUCAACGAACUCACAACCUACUCUUACGAACCAGGUCCAACCUCCUCACCUCCACAACUCCAAUUUUCUCCCUACUUCACGUCACCUUUUUUCCCCUUCAGGUGGCGACUGGGAGAGGAAAAACAAGCUCAAAGUCUAUGAGGGCGUUUUCAAGAUCAUGUCCAGGGAUUUUGAAGCAGCAGCCAAACUUUUCUUAGAGGGCGUAGCGACGUUCACUGCUGUCGAGCUCGUCUCGUUUAAGGACUUCGUAAUAUUAUAUUUUUUAUGUUGAUUGAUUUUGCUGUUACUGAUUUUUAGGAGAGAUUUGAUGAUCAAGAUAAGAAACAUUUCUUUGUACUCGUUCUUUCAAGCUUAGGGAAGUCCCUCUACCUUUCUUCGAAUUGAUCCCACCCCUUCCACCAGGUCUUCUACGCAGUCCUUUCCUCCAUGGUCGGACUCCAACGUGCCGAUUUGAAAAAGAAGGUUAUUGAGAGUCCCGAGAUCCUCUCCGUCGUGCACGAGAGAGCACAUGUGAGGGAGUUUCUUUUUGCGUAUUACGAAUGCGAUUACCACAAGUGGACUAGGGAGUUCGUCCACGUUAUCGACCACUUGAAGGAGGAUCGAUACUUCCAGCCACACCUGAUGCAGAUUUGCAGACAACUGAGGUAAUUAUUUAUGAUCGAACAAGAACUUCAUCUAGCGUAGUAGGAGGAUACUCGACGAUAGUUCCCCUUUUCUCUUUUCUAUCUUCCUCUGGUCUUUCUUUUUUCUAGUUAGGUCGGCUCCACCAAAAUUAAGGGGUUCCUUGUGUUUCUGCUUCCGGCCGCGAGAUCGUACGCGCUGCCCGGAGCGCAUCAAUACACGCAAACGAAUCGCGUCUCCGCCGGUAAUCUCUAUGCUCUUGUCAAGAAUCUCAAUUUCUUCUACGGCAAGUUCAUUCUCCUCCAUCUCCGCCAUCAACCUCAACAGGCUUAACGCAUUCCGCCAGUUUAUCACGUCUUACAAGUCCGUAACGAUCAAGCUGAUGGCAGACACUUUUGGCGUGACCCCUGACUUCGUGGACCGCGAAAUCUAUGGCUUUAUUAGUCAAGGCAGGCUAAACUGCAAAAUCGACAAGGUAGCGAACGUCAUCGAGACCGUAGAUGAUGCGAAAAACGAAAAAACACUGAUGUACAAGGACAUCUUGAAUCAAGGAGACGACUUGUUGAACAAGAUGCAGAAAUUGAGUGCCGCGAUUGACAGGUGAUGAAGAAAAAACUUGUCGAUUUACAUUUAUUACCCCUUUCGACUUUGUUUUUUCACCGUCAUUUGUACCCCACCUCAACAUCUAGACGUCAUUUAGACCCGGGUCGCCAUCUCACGAACCGCAGAUUACCUUCAACAUGUGUGUGUAAUAUUGCGGGUUCUCCGGACAACACGGCAUGGCCGUAGAGCCGCGGACCUUGAACCUUGAACCUUCUCCAAUUCCAUCUCGUCCUACUCUGAUGGAAUUCACUCAAAAUAGCAGACUCUCAGUUCACUCUACCCGAAGCACAUUAUGAUUUUUUUAUAUCUCAACUUUUAUUUUCCAAUCGGAGGUUCUACCAAUUUCGCUUUUCGUCAGAAAAGGCUUCGU
This is a messenger RNA of Amoebophrya sp. A25, 2687 nucleotides long. Lineage: Eukaryota; Dinophyceae; Syndiniales; Amoebophryaceae. The record is from the annotation of a GenBank genome assembly.